AUGAUCGCUGCGGCGAGAAAUGGCUACAUCGAGGCGGUGAGAGUGUUAAUGCUUGAAAUCAUCAGCGCACAGACGGGGAAACUGGACUAUGCAAGUCGCCAGGUCCUGACAAAAGCUGCCUCUGCUGCUGGUUCAAAUGGUCAUCUGGUUGUGGUGGAGUUGCUGUUGCUGGAAAUUGAAGCGGACGACGAGCGUGAAGACGAGCGUGAAGAGGAAAGCGACUAUGACAGUGGCGAUGACGAGCUCGCUCCAUCACAUAAAGCGGCGUGGGAAAUUCCCGAAGAAGCAUCUGCCCAUGGACAUCUUUAG
Molecule: messenger RNA, 309 nt
Organism: Phytophthora sojae
Lineage: Eukaryota; Oomycota; Peronosporomycetes; Peronosporales; Peronosporaceae
Exons: 1
Coding region: 1-309 (102 amino acids)
Source: RefSeq, a predicted model, not a curated record